UGUGCUAUGUCCCUCGGGCACAGCGAAUCACCGAUCCACGGAAAGAGCCGAAGAUGGCGGCUCGGUCAUGUGAUCAGCUGUGUCCAAUCACAGCUGAUCACAUGUAAACAGGGAAAUGCCAGUUAUCGGCAUUUCUCUCAUCACGAGCUGUCACGCUGACAGUUCGAGAGGAGAUCCGAGCACUGAUGAUCAGUGUGCCCUGAUGAUCAGUGUAGCCCCAGCAGUGCCACCUGCCAGUGCCCAUCAGUGCCACAUUUCUGUGCCUACCAGUGCACAUUAAUGCCACAUAUCAGUGCCCAUCUGAGCUGCCUAUCAGUGCCACCUAUCAGUGCCGCCUAUCGGUGUGCAUCAGUG
This is a messenger RNA of Staurois parvus, 354 nucleotides long. The record is from the annotation of a GenBank genome assembly. Lineage: Eukaryota; Metazoa; Chordata; Amphibia; Anura; Ranidae.